GUCUGAUCUGGACUUUUUCUUCGCCGCCCAUCUUGACUCCUUACUACCAUCAUGUCUGCAUUUCGAAACAACAGAAGCACUCGGAAGCCUUACACUCGACCAACCAAUACCGAUGGUCAUUGGUUGCACGACAAGGCCCCUGGCCUGAAUGGCGCCAAACGAGCGCCUACGACCUUCGCCGCACCGAAUUCAAAGAUCAUCGUAUCAAACUUGCACUACGAAAUUACGCCUAAAGACCUAACCUCAAUUUUUGGCCAGUUUGGCACGCUCGUACGCGAGCCGUUACUCAGGUACGACCGCAGUGGACGCUCCACAGGGACCGCCUUUAUCUCCUUCGAAACACCCGAGGAAGCAACGAUAGCAAAAAAGACCUUUGAUGGUAAAGAUGCUAAAGGUCAAGCCAUGUCGAUAACCUUCGACACACUGCCGCCCCGGAACCCAAGACGUGCGACAAGUGCACCAACAACAUCGACUCUCCUCAACAGGAUCCAGAAGCCUCCCCUUUUGGAUCGUCUCGGUGUGGACGAACCCAACCCUAAGAAAUCUGCCCCCGGUCCUAUUCGGUCGAAGCCUGCUCGCAAAGCCGCCGGGAAGGGUCCCAAAAAGCCCAAGACUGCUGAAGAUCUGGACAAGGAGCUUGAUGCAUUCAUGGGCGACGCAGAGCCGGCGGCAGUACCCGCAAAGGAGACACCUGCCCAGGAUGUAGAGAUGGCAUAGACGUUAUGUUCUCAUUUUAAUCUGUUUGUCAUAUAUGUAAAGGUCGUAUAGUUUUGAGUUCUUGUUGCAAUAGUAUAGCCUGGUUUUC
Molecule: messenger RNA, 805 nt
Organism: Desarmillaria tabescens
Lineage: Eukaryota; Fungi; Basidiomycota; Agaricomycetes; Agaricales; Physalacriaceae
Exons: 6
Coding region: 52-717 (221 amino acids)
Cellular component (GO): nucleus
Molecular function (GO): mRNA binding
Source: RefSeq, a predicted model, not a curated record